AUGUGCCACCCUGCCAUCCUCUGGUACGGGUGCGACCACCUCACCCUCACUCAGCUUAAAUGCCCCCUCGACGUCCUCAACAUGGAGCACAUUUCUGACGAACUCAUCCUUGCUUGCUCAGGCAACGCCUGCUGCCUCUGCGCCCUUCCUAUGAUUCCCAAUAUCCAAGAACUCAAAAGCAACUGGCUCUCUGGCUCAAAGGUUGCCAAGUUUUUCAACGUGGAGACUGAUGAUAGAAACAUAGAGAAAUUCAUUAUUCUAUUUUUCGAGAUGGGACAUCAUGUGCAGUGUGAGGAACAUGCUGCUUUGAGACUCGAUGUUGCUACUACUUCUCGUUCUCCUCCUGCUUCUGAGUCAGGUACUCCUGCUCCAGAGCCUGCUGUUGAGCCUACCCAAGUUCCGUCGCCUCGAUCUCCUGUUGCGAAGCAGAACAAGCGUGGUCAUUCUGCUUCUCAAAACAAACUACCUCAGAACACCCAGAAAAACAAAGCCUCGACCUCAAAGCAGUCUGAGACUACGACCACAUCUCAGACUCAGACUCAGACUCAGGUCGUUCAAAAGCCUCCUCACUCCCAACCUACACCCGCGAUCCAGCCCAAGCCCAUGGCAACAGCGGCUAAGGCCACAGCUCCGGCUCCGGCUCAGACUUACGCUAACACUCAGUUCUCGAUGAAAAAAGCUAACGAUAAGUCCCACGUCCAGUGCCCCCAACCUACACCCACGUUCCAACCCGUUCUCACGCCCCAAAACUUUUCUCAACAACCUUUCCCUACUCCUAUCUCUCCCCCGCUACUCAAAACCAAAGAAGACACCCUCCUAGCCGAGACUUUUCUUCAGUGGAAACAUGAGCUGGAUCUUUCCGGUGGCGACUUUACGGACGUCGAUUUUGAAGAUAUCCAGGCUUACAUCGAGCUGGAGGAAAAGUCUGGUACCAAGCACGAAAACCAGGGGCCGAUUCAAGGCCUGACUGGAGCUGGUGCUGUUUUUGAUGCAGAGUUGCAACAAGUUUCGCAGCCUCCAACUGUCCAUCAUAGUGUCAAGGCUCAGGGUGAUCGCAUUGAAAAUCGUGCUCAUGCUGGUGCUGCUCUUGAUACAACCGUCCAACAACAGCAGUCACGCCCUAUUCAGCGGCAGGCUCAGAACAUUCAGACUUGUUCUGCCGUUGAUGCCACUUUCCAGCAGCAUCGUAUGAGCCCUGUGCAUUAUGACGCUCAUUUGCAGACUCCGAGGCCUGUCAAGCCCAAUUUCCACGCCCAGCAACCACAGCAAAACAGCACUCCCCUCCACCACACUACUCAAGAACUUCCCAAUAUGAACGUCAACGUUCAGCUUCCACUACAGAGAGCUCCAGUUCAGAAUGCUGCCGGUUCCAGUGUUCACACCCAUCCAGUCCAGCAUACCGCUCAGAGACCCGUCAACGUGGACACUCACGUUCAACUUUCACUUCAGGCUGCCCAGAUCCAGCAUCCCAGUAACGAUGCCCACCCACAGCAUCCCAUUCAGAAACCUGCUUGCGUGGAUGGCCAUGCUCAGCGCUCACAGCAGCCGAAUGCUUCAACUCAGCACAGCGUGCAGAGCGUUCCUCAUCAAAGGGCUCCUCCACAACCUGUUCCUCAACAAAACACCGCUCCCCAGCAACUUCACAAUACCACAGCUCACCCCGAACAAGCUACUACUCCCUACGACGGUACAAACUGGGGCGAUAAAGGUGUCUAUCUCCCUGACAAAAACGUCUACUUUGCUGGCGACAAGCCUCAUUCUCCGAAACUCGACGCUCUUCCGCUUCCUGAAUUGGGUACUAUUUUUCCUCGUUCUGAGAGCGACUCCUUGGUUUUGAAGGGGCAUUUUGACGAGCAGGCGUCGUUCUUGGAAUUUACAAACAUCGAUGAGCUCUGCAAUGAGUCUGGUGAUGCCAUGAUGCUGGAUGUUGCAGCGUCUUCAGAGCAUUAUAUUGCAACCGUUCAAGGUAGCCAUGGACAAAACAGGCACCAACCCGCUGAUCCUCUGUUGUUGAACCAAUAUGGUAGCCAGGUGGCCUACGAUCGUGUCCAGACCAGCGACUCGGGGCGAAGCACUCCAUCUCACAUGAAUAUGAACAUGGACACUCAACAACCUGCUGUAGUGCAUCAAUUCGUUCAGCAACCCGCUCAAAUUGUAUUCCACCGAAACGACACCAAUUCCAGGACUCGACUUUCUUCUGAAGAAAUGCACCAAAUUGCCACCGUUCCCAAGCCAAAGCGCAAGGGUCGUGGCAGACCCAGGAAAGCUCAAAUGGCUUCUGUCAAGAUUGUUGACAACGGCAACAGCAACGGCACCACCAGCCCUAGCAACGAGAACGUGAGCACCGCCAGCACUACCAGUGCCACUGAUAUGCCUACUGCUAGUACAUCCACUACAACUAUCGCAAAUGAUCCAACGCGUGGCAUAUCUAAAGCCACUGCCGCUACCUCCCGCAUAACAAAACAGUCCACCACAACCCCUCCCUGCCCAUCCACGACAACGACCAAAGCUCGCUCGCGUUCAAAUAGUAAUACCAGAACCAACACAGCCACCGCCUCCGCCACAAAAAUCAAAGGUCGCGGCCGCAGCACCAAGAAGAAUGAAGACAACGAGCCCAAAGGCACCCUGGUUACCAUCGAGAGACCCCCGGCCGAUAACACGGCUGAUCCGACGGAAGAGUAUAUACAGAGAUAUAGUAACCCGGUGGCGAUGCUGUCUCCUUGUUCAAAUUGA
Messenger RNA from Aspergillus ruber CBS 135680, 2733 nucleotides. RefSeq lists its product as uncharacterized. The coding region runs from base 1 to 2733 and encodes 910 amino acids. NCBI's taxonomy places the organism in Eukaryota, Fungi, Ascomycota, Eurotiomycetes, Eurotiales, Aspergillaceae. The record is from RefSeq and is a predicted model, not a curated record. The transcript is spliced from 4 exons.